UAGAAGAAGAAAUAUUAACCUAAAAAUUAUAAUUGUCAAAAUGUUAAAUAAAUAAAGACAUGCCUUAUAAUGUACAGACAAGUGGGAAAAAUAAACUCUCCCCUGAGAUACACGAUUAGAAAUCUCCUGGGGAAAAAUGUGACCAAAGACAACUCUCAACAAAACACCAAAUUUUACUCGACUUUCAAUAAAAAACUCGACAUUUCUAAGCUGUUAGUGCCUAAAUAUGUUAAACAUAUUAACCGUGAGUACAGUGCUGUUUGUGCAUUGCUUCAUCGUUCUGGUCUAAAAGACAUAAACAGUCUCACUGCUUGUUUGCAGUCUCGUCAGUUUAGUGGAAACUCUAGUCCUAAGCAACAGAAAGCGGCGAAACCAAACAAUAAUGACCCUAAUAAGCCUGAUGGUGAUGAUGACAAAGAUAAAAUAUCAUCACUGUUGGCAAAGGCAUUCCUUUGGAUGCUUACAGCUUAUAUGGUCAUAGCAAUUAUUUCACUGAUGUUUCCUAGUAGUAAUCAACCAGAGAUUAUUCGCUAUGUGUCUUGGAAUGAGUUUCUGUAUCAAAUGCUUGCCAAAGGUGAGGUGGAAGAGAUUAUAGUUAGACCAGAUAUAGAUAUUGUUACUAUUAUAUUAUAUGAUGGAGCUGUCGUCAAAGGAAAAAGAGUAGACAAUAAAACCUACCACAUGAAUGUAGUUGACAUAAAUAAAUUUGAAGAUAAGUUGAGAGAGGCUGAAAGGAGAAUUGGCAUUAUUGAUGGAGUUCCAGUUACAUAUGAAAGGGGAACUGACACUGCAGGGAAACUCUUGAUUUCUUUGUUAGUGGUUGGAAUUCUGAUAUCAUUAUUAGCCAGAAGUAAAAGUAUAAGACCUCCAAUCAGUAUGGACACAUUUACACAAUUGGGGAGAGCUAAAUUUACACUGGUUGAUCCAUUAACUGGUCCUGGAAAGGGGGUGCACUUCAAUGAUGUCGCCGGUUUAAGAGAGGCAAAACAAGAAGUAAAAGAGUUCGUGGAUUACCUUAAAAGACCGGAACAUUAUAAAAUGUUGGGCGCCAAAGUACCAAAAGGUGCGCUCCUUUUGGGACCUCCAGGAUGUGGCAAAACGUUGUUGGCGAAGGCUGUGGCUACUGAAUCCAAUGUACCAUUCUUGUCCAUGAAUGGAUCUGAAUUCAUAGAGAUGAUUGGUGGAUUAGGGGCGGCUAGAGUCAGAGAUCUCUUCAAAGAAGCUCGCAAACGAGCUCCGUGUAUAAUAUAUAUUGAUGAGAUUGACGCUGUCGGGAGGAAGAGAAGCGGGCAGUUGGGAGGGACUGAAACAGCCAGUGGUGAAAGUGAACAAACCUUAAAUCAACUCCUUGUGGAAAUGGAUGGUAUGAGCAGCAAGGAAAGCAUUAUCAUGUUAGCUUCCACCAACAGAGCUGAUAUUCUGGAUAAGGCUUUACUUCGACCGGGUAGAUUCGACCGACACAUCCUGAUAGACUUCCCGGAUUUAGAAGAGAGGAAGCAGAUUUUCGAGCAACAUUUGAAGAGCAUAUCGUUGGAACACUCACCUGAAACUUACUCAAAACGAUUAGCUUAUCUCACGCCCGGCUUUAGCGGUGCCGACAUAGCGAAUGUGUGUAACGAAGCAGCACUUCAUGCCGCCAGACUUAAGCAGAAGCAAGUCACUAGGACUAAUUUAGAAUAUGCUGUGGAGAGGCUAGUAGGUGGAACUGAAAAGAGAAACCAUGCAAUGUCUCCUCAGGAAAAAAGAGUGGUUGCUUAUCACGAAUCUGGACACGCUUUGGUAGGAUGGAUGCUAAAGCACACUGAUGCUCUGCUGAAGGUUACAAUUGUGCCCAGAACCACAUUGGCACUCGGAUUUGCCCAGUAUAUUCCCAGAGAUCAAAAACUUUACUCAAAAGAAGAGCUUUUCGAUCGUAUGUGCAUGACGUUAGGUGGUCGAGUAGCAGAAUCUUUAAUAUUCAAUAGAGUGACAACUGGUGCGCAGAACGACCUUGAAAAGGUUACAAAGAUGGCAUACGCGCAGAUUAAAGAAUACGGAAUGAAUUCGCACGUGGGUCUUGUGUGUUUCCCCGAACAGGAAGAGAAACAACUCGGAAGACGGCCGUACAGUAAACAAUUCGCCAGCAUUAUUGAUGUGGAAGCCCGCCAAUUAAUAGGACAAGCGUACAGAGCUACAGAAGAACUGUUGCAAAAACAUAAAACACAAUUGGAACUUUUGGCGGAAACUUUGUUGAAAAAAGAAACUUUGAAUUAUGACGAUGUGGAAAAGUUGCUAGGACCACCACCACAUGGCAAUAAACGAUUAAUAGAUCCAGCCGAAUUCGAAGAGACAUUGAGGAAAGAUGUCGGUGACACUCAACAAAGUGCGAAUGCGCAGGCUAGCUCGACAGAAUCACAAUCAGUGAAACAAUAGUACUACUUAAAAUUGUAAAAAUAUUUGUUUGAUAAAACAUUUUUUCACUAUGUAA
Messenger RNA from Aethina tumida (small hive beetle), 2467 nucleotides. RefSeq names its product paraplegin (gene Spg7). Bases 70 to 2412 code for a protein of 780 amino acids. Gene Ontology annotation, cellular component: m-AAA complex; membrane. The record is from RefSeq and is a predicted model, not a curated record. Gene Ontology annotation, biological process: mitochondrial protein processing; protein-containing complex assembly. The transcript is spliced from 10 exons. NCBI's taxonomy places the organism in Eukaryota, Metazoa, Arthropoda, Insecta, Coleoptera, Nitidulidae. Gene Ontology annotation, molecular function: zinc ion binding; ATP-dependent peptidase activity; ATP binding.